Musa acuminata AAA Group (dessert banana) is the source of this 1119-nucleotide messenger RNA. RefSeq lists its product as uncharacterized. Gene Ontology annotation, cellular component: ubiquitin ligase complex; cytoplasm. NCBI's taxonomy places the organism in Eukaryota, Viridiplantae, Streptophyta, Magnoliopsida, Zingiberales, Musaceae. Bases 1 to 1119 code for a protein of 372 amino acids. Gene Ontology annotation, biological process: ubiquitin-dependent protein catabolic process; protein polyubiquitination; positive regulation of proteasomal ubiquitin-dependent protein catabolic process. The record is from RefSeq and is a predicted model, not a curated record. Gene Ontology annotation, molecular function: zinc ion binding; ubiquitin protein ligase activity; ubiquitin conjugating enzyme binding. The transcript has a single exon.
AUGCCUUCGGUUGAUGGAGAAGCCACAGCCACCGAACGUGGAGCCGCCACUCACCCGGGGGAUGAUCUACAGAACCAUCUCAACAACGUCGAGCGAGAAGAAGACGCCAGACAUCACCUCCCCGGCGAUGCUGAUCUAAUCCAAACAUCCGGCGACGAUGGCCCCGUGAUGCCUUCGGUUGAUGGAGAAGCCACAGCCACCGAACGUGGAGUCGCCACUCACCCGGGGGAUGAUCUACAGAACCAUCUCAACAACGUCGAGCGAGAAGAAGACGCCAGACAUCACCUCCCCGGCGAUGCUGAUCUAAUCCAAACUUCCGGCGACGAUGGCUCCGUGAUUCCUGUGGCCGACGACGGUUGUGACUCUCACCACCGAGAUGACGCACAAAACCUCGAGGAGGUCCUCUACCACAUCGCGAUCGCCGAGUCCCUCGAGUACCAAGGCCUCCCUGCUCUCGUCGACCUCGAUGGGUUCCGGGGCUUCAAGCUGGACGACCACGACGAUGAGGAGGUGGCGAGACUGAUCGCACUGGAGUUGGGGCAAUCUUCGAACAACCCCCCGCCGCCCGCGCCGGACGCCCACUGCAGCAUCUGCAUGGAAGACAAGUACUCGUUCGAAUGCAUGGCCAUCAAGGGCUGCUCCCACACGUACUGCGCCUGCUGCGUGAGCCAGUACGUGGCAUCGAAGGUGGAGGCCAACGAGGCGCGGGUGGGCUGCCCUGACCCCAACUGCGAGACCGGGUUUCUGGAGCCCGAGAUGUGUCGGCUGAUACUGCCGGCGAAGGUGUUCGAUCGCUGGGGCUGCAGGCUGUGCGAGGAAGGGAUCCUCGGGUCGGCCAAGUUCUACUGCCCGUAUGGCGAUUGCUCGGCGCUGCUGAUAGACGACGGAGGAGAUGCAGUCGACCACUCGAAGUGCCCGCACUGCAUGAGGAUGUUCUGCGCGCAGUGCAGAGUGCCCUGGCAUUCGGGUUACUCGUGCAAGGACUACGAGACGCUGUGCCCGGAUAAGAAGAGCAGAGAUCUGAUGAAGCUGGCAACGAAGAAGAGGUGGCAGAGGUGUCCCAGCUGUGGAUUCUUUGUGGAAAGGACCUCAGGUUGCGAUUACAUUAAGUGCAGGUGA